AGUGGGUGGCCACUCUCACUGCAAGCGAGAUGAUCAGGUUUGCGGAAAGCAGCAGUCACCUGCAAGGUGUCCUUGGCUAUGCGGAUUGCGAAAAGCCCAGGGUAAAGUGAUCUGAGCAGUGUGAGCCUGGCCGCUGAGCCCAGAGGUAUACGAAGAACAGAAGACUCGGGGGGAAUCACACCCACUAUUUGGGUGGCACCCAGAGGCCUCGAGUGGAGAUGGACUUGGCAGAAGACCUGGAGAAAGAGCUGGAGACCACAGCCCAGGAAGUGCUGGGGAAACUCAGGAGCGGUGAGCUGUUCCAGUCUAACUGGGACACUGCUGCCUUCAUCAUCUUCCUCAUCUUCCUCGGCACCAUGUUGCUCCUGCUGCUGCUGGUCUGUCUCCACUGCUGCUGCCACAGCUGCUGCAGCCGCCGCGCCUCCAGACCCCGGAAGGUGAGCCCCGAGCAGGAACACCGCAGGGGAGUGGAUAACUUGGCCCUGGAACCUUAACGCAGCGAGCCCCCCAGCCCCCCUGCCCGUGUGUCCUGCUGGCACAGUGCCGAUGCCUUGGUUGUCCGGAGUGUGUUCUGAGCUUCCCUUCAAGGGGUGGGCAGUGUGGGCACUCGCUGCUUUCUCCGGAUGCCCACCUGCUCCCCCACGGCUUUCAGCGGGCUGGACUGUCACUCCAGGUCCCACAGCAACUGCUGACAGCAGGGGAAGCUGGGCUCCAACUCAGUGGCCCGAACCGUGAGGCCGAAAACUUGUCCCCAGCCCACUCAGUCCCUUGGCAGCCUGGAGGACCCCCUCAAAGGUGGGACAGGAGGCCAGGGGCUCCGUCGUUGGGUACUCCA
Enhydra lutris kenyoni (northern sea otter) is the source of this 835-nucleotide messenger RNA. RefSeq names its product small integral membrane protein 22. The coding region runs from base 219 to 494 and encodes 91 amino acids. The transcript is spliced from 4 exons. The record is from RefSeq and is a predicted model, not a curated record. Gene Ontology annotation, biological process: regulation of cell population proliferation. NCBI's taxonomy places the organism in Eukaryota, Metazoa, Chordata, Mammalia, Carnivora, Mustelidae.